CCCCCCAUAUCCGUGCGCCGAGCUGAUAAAGGCGCCAUUUUGGAGGGGCCGCGGGAGACGUGGUGUAGCUGUGGGCUCGCUCUGGUGUUCGCUAGGCUUGGUGGGAAGACCUGUUCUCGAGUCCGCGCCUUUCGUCGCCGCCAUGUCGGGAGGUGGUGUGAUUCGUGGGCCGGCAGGGAACAACGACUGCCGCAUCUACGUGGGGAACUUACCUCCAGACAUCCGAACCAAGGACAUUGAGGACGUGUUCUACAAAUACGGUGCUAUCCGCGACAUCGAUCUGAAGAACCGCCGCGGAGGACCGCCCUUCGCCUUCGUUGAGUUCGAGGACCCGCGGGAUGCGGAAGACGCGGUGUAUGGUCGCGACGGCUACGAUUACGAUGGAUACCGUCUGCGGGUGGAGUUUCCUCGAAGCGGCCGUGGUACAGGCCGAGGCGGCGGCGGGGGUGGAGGUGGCGGGGCUCCCCGAGGCCGCUAUGGUCCCCCGUCCAGGCGCUCUGAAAACAGAGUGGUUGUCUCUGGACUGCCUCCAAGUGGAAGCUGGCAGGAUUUGAAGGAUCACAUGCGUGAAGCAGGUGAUGUAUGUUAUGCUGAUGUUUACCGAGAUGGCACUGGUGUCGUGGAGUUUGUACGGAAAGAAGAUAUGACCUAUGCAGUUCGAAAACUGGAUAACACUAAGUUUAGAUCUCAUGAGGGAGAAACUGCCUACAUCCGGGUUAAAGUUGAUGGGCCCAGAAGUCCAAGUUAUGGAAGAUCUCGAUCUCGAAGCCGUAGUCGUAGCAGAAGCCGUAGCAGAAGCAACAGCAGGAGUCGCAGUUAUUCCCCAAGGAGAAGCAGAGGAUCACCACGCUAUUCUCCCCGUCAUAGCAGAUCUCGCUCUCACAUAUCUGAAGAGAUGGAUUAAGAAUGCUUUGGAUUAAGGAUUGUGGAGCACAUUUCAAUCAUUUUAGGAUUGUCAAAAGGAGGAUUGAGGAGGAUCAGAUCAAUAAUGGAGGCAAUGGUAUGACUCCAAGUGCUAUUGUCACAGAUGAAAUUGGCAGUAUUGACCUUAUACUAAAAGGCAAGGGUUUAAAAUGAUUGUACAUCUACCUUAAAACACUUGCAAACAUCUUAUGCAGUGACCUUUAGCUACAAUUGCUUUGCUCUUUAAACCUUGGCAAUUGUGGCAAAAUUACGUUGCCCAUUUUGUAACAAUUUAUUUUGCUCCCUACCCUUUUUUGUUUUAAUAGGGACUAAUGUGGGAAGAACUGGCUAAUUUGUCACAAUGCUUAGUUACAACUGUUAAUGUGUGACCUGCUGUUGGUGUACAUGUGGGUACAGGGUGUCUUUAAUUCCAACCGGAUAGAGUAUAAUAUCAAUACUGCUAAAUCUGCAUGUCCUCUGUGUGACUGAUAUAGCGUUGCUACUUCAUUUUUUUUAAGACAAAAUGAAAGCAAAAUAUAGAGUUCCAACGUAUUGGUGUAGAUAAUCUAGUUGGGAAUACUUUUAAGUCUCACCUUCCCCUUUAAACUAAUAUUCAUAAUUGACUCAUAUGUUUAAAACACUUUAAUUUACAAAUUAAAUUACAGAUGGGAGCAUUAGAUUUAGUUUAGACUUAGGUGGGUAGCAAUACCAGUAAACUCAACUACAUGACUUUUUGCAACCACAAAACCUGUAAUACGCUGUACAGUAACAAGUGUUGGCAUUAUCAGUUGAACUGUAAAUAUAAAAUGCUUCUUCCAGUUAGUCUCUAUGAUGAUUAAGUUUCUAAAAUUUAUCUGAACACCAUUCAGAAACUUGUUUUGGGGAAUUUGAUAGUUAUUGAUGUACAUCUGUUAAACUGAUGACAGACAUAACUCAUCAUUCCCCAGAAACCUUUUUUGAUUACAGUAUCUAACAUUUUGCCUCCUCUUUUUUGGUUUUGCUGGUUAUAAAGGUUUGGAUUGGAGAGGGCUCACUGGAUCCCAAUCCUUGGAGCUGGAUCAUUGGAUUCAAAUCAUAAUGUGGAUAGGAUAGGGAGGAUGAAUUACAAGGAUUCAUGGAGCGGGAUCAGAUUACCAGGAACAUAGGAGUGGAUUCCUGCCCCAACCAAACCGCAUUCGUGUGGAUUUUUUUUUUUUUUUUUUAUUCAACUUAAUUGGCUAUUCCAAAGAUUUUUUUUUUUCCUAUUUUUGACGAUUGGAGCCCUUAAGAUGCACGAUGGAAUUGUGUUUUGCAUUUUUUGGUAAAAGGAGCAAAGCGAGGACCUGGAGAUAUACGCUGGAGCAAUCUCCUUGGAAGGAUUCAGCACGAGUAGAUGGUAAACAUUUAAAGGGGAAAGGGGGGGUUUGUUUAAAAUAGUAAAACAGUAAGUCACUUCUAAAUUUAAAGAAAACAAAAUUGGAGUUGAAGACUAAGUAGGUUUCCAAUUGGCUAUUGCCGUUUUUCUUUGAAAAAAUAAACAUUUUUUUAAAAAAACUA
This is a messenger RNA of Globicephala melas (long-finned pilot whale), 2439 nucleotides long. The record is from RefSeq and is a predicted model, not a curated record. Lineage: Eukaryota; Metazoa; Chordata; Mammalia; Artiodactyla; Delphinidae.